AUGGGUGUAGCGGUCCUGGGACUAUGGUUACCCAAUCCAGCGGUCCGGUUUAAGAAGCCAUUUCAUCACUUAUCACCUCCAACUAGAGCAGCACUUGCAACUUCAGCUUCUCUCUCUUCUCCACCUCCCACCAUUCAGGCAACAAUCUCUUCUGAUCUUUUAAUUGUUGGUGGAAAAAACACUCCAAGUUGGCAAGGAAGUGGGAAUGGCAAUUUGAAUGAUGUUUAUGGCGGAGGAGAGACGGAUUGGGUGGAUUUUGAAACUGAUCUUUAUCAUUGGACUAAAGUACUUCGUCCUGUUCAGUGGUAUCCAGGUCAUAUAGCGAAAACGGAAAGAGAACUUAAAGAACAACUCAAGUUGAUGGAUGUUGUCAUUGAAGUUCGAGAUGCCAGAAUUCCCUUGUCUACUACACAUCCACAGGAGAUGGACUUGUGGCUUGGAAAUAGGAAAAGGAUUUUGGUUUUGAAUAGAGAAGAUAUGAUAUCCAAGGCAGACCGGAAUGCUUGGGCUACUUAUUUUGCAAGACAGGGAAUAAAAGUUGUCUUUUCCAAUGGCCAACUUGGAAUGGGUACUAUGAAGCUGAACAGGUUUGCAAAGUCAUUAGCAGCAAGUGUAAAUGUCAAACGCAGAGCCAAAGGACUUCUUCCUCGUGCGGUUCGAGCUGGAAUAGUUGGGUAUCCAAAUGUUGGGAAGUCAUCUUUGAUAAACCGUUUACUGAAGCGCCGAAUGUGUCCAGCAGCUCCUAGACCUGGAGUUACGAGAGCGUUAAAAUGGGUUCGAUUCGGGAAUGACCUUGAGCUGCUAGACUCUCCUGGAAUAAUCCCAAUGCGGAUCAGUGAUCAAUCAGCUGCUAUAAAGCUUGCUAUUUGUGAUGAUAUUGGAGAGAGAUCCUAUGAUGUUACUGAAGUUGCUGCAAUUCUUGUCCAAAUCCUGACAAGGAUUCCAGCAGUGGGUGCAAAAGCUCUUAAUAACCGCUACAAGAUUGAUGCUGAUGAGUUCUGUAGUAAAAUAUUUGUCCAGAAGCUUGCAGUUCACUUGUUCAAUGGGGACACCCAUCAAGCAGCUUUUCGCAUCUUGUCUGAUUUUCGAAAAGGGAAGUUUGGUUGGGUAGCACUGGAGAGGCCUCCCAGGUGA
Messenger RNA from Dovyalis caffra, 1134 nucleotides. The record is from the annotation of a GenBank genome assembly. NCBI's taxonomy places the organism in Eukaryota, Viridiplantae, Streptophyta, Magnoliopsida, Malpighiales, Salicaceae.